AUGUCUGCUCCCGCCUCUGAAUCCGCGCUCACCGCUGCCGCCGCCUCCACCAAGCCCGCCCGUGCCGGGGUCCCGCUCAUACCACACAACAACAAGAUGUUCCACGGCAAAUGCUGGACCACGGCUGAGCAGCCCGAUACCCCGGAGAAUUUGGAACAUGUGCUCUUCUGGGCCAAGGAGGAGUACACCCGCGACGACAGCGGGUACCGCCUCACUCUCUGGACGGACGCGGGCAUCCAUCAGACCAACGAGGCCAGCGAGCAGGAGGGCGGCGGCCCCGAGGGGACUAACUGUGCCUCAGCAGUGGUCUACCGCCGCCAGCUUACCGACGAAGACUGGGAGUGGGCCGAGGACACGCUCUGCCACGAGGGAACUGUCACCAUUCGUUUCGGUGAGCUGAGCGCCGUCCUCCUCGCGCUGCGCAAGGCGCUACAGAUCGUGAGCUUUCCCGCCGGCGCACAUAUCACCCACGUCGCCAUCUACAGCGACAAUCUCCGCGUCGUGCAGUGGAUCCGCGACUAUAGAAAAGGAGCGAGGCACUACAAGAGAUGGCCCGGUUAUUUCCGUGCCGAGGUCGCUGAGGUCGUGAACCUCACCAACAGCAUGCGCCGCAUCGGCGUUCAAGUGGAGCUUGCGUGGAUCCCCGGACACGCAAAUAUUGAGGGGAAUGUCCUGGCUGACCAUGUCGCGAGACGUGCCGCGGGAACGCUGCCAACAUGGCCCAGGACUCCUGCGGGCUGGGACAGGCUCUUUGAGAACGGCCUUGAGGAGUUUGGGCGGCGCUGGAAGGAUAUAAAGGAGCGCAGGUGGGCCAAGCGUGCCUUAGCUGGUAGGCGCUGCGGGAACUUCACAGCGGUUGAUACUGCUGAGAUGCUAAGAUGA
Diplodia corticola is the source of this 882-nucleotide messenger RNA. RefSeq lists its product as uncharacterized. The coding region runs from base 1 to 882 and encodes 293 amino acids. The transcript is spliced from 2 exons. Lineage: Eukaryota; Fungi; Ascomycota; Dothideomycetes; Botryosphaeriales; Botryosphaeriaceae. Gene Ontology annotation, molecular function: nucleic acid binding; RNA-DNA hybrid ribonuclease activity. The record is from RefSeq and is a predicted model, not a curated record.